Messenger RNA from Dioscorea cayenensis subsp. rotundata (Guinea yam), 727 nucleotides. RefSeq names its product glycine cleavage system H protein 2, mitochondrial-like. Gene Ontology annotation, cellular component: cytoplasm; glycine cleavage complex; mitochondrion. NCBI's taxonomy places the organism in Eukaryota, Viridiplantae, Streptophyta, Magnoliopsida, Dioscoreales, Dioscoreaceae. The record is from RefSeq and is a predicted model, not a curated record. The transcript is spliced from 4 exons. The coding region runs from base 52 to 519 and encodes 155 amino acids. Gene Ontology annotation, biological process: glycine decarboxylation via glycine cleavage system; protein lipoylation.
GAACAAAAGAAGAGCUCGUAGGAAAAGCGGCGCAAAAGGAAGCUUUUGAUCAUGGCUUCAAGGCUACUUUGGGCUUCCAGAGCCGCCUCUUACUUGCGGAUCUCGCCCUUUCACCGGGGUUUCUCUUCCGUUGUCAAGGAUCUGAAAUAUGCUGACACACAUGAAUGGGCAAAGAUUGAUGGAACUUCUGCCACCAUUGGAAUAACAGACCAUGCACAAGACCAUUUAGGUGAUGUUGUAUAUGUGGAAUUACCUGCUGUUGGAGUUGCAGUUGAACAAGGGAAAUGUUUCGGUGCAGUUGAGAGUGUUAAGGCAACUAGUGACAUUAACUCUCCCGUCUCAGGCGAAGUCGUUGAAGUUAACACCGACCUGGAUGGUUCUCCUGGUUUGGUUAAUGGAAGUCCAUAUGAUAAAGGAUGGAUUAUGAAGGUCCAGAUGAAGAACCCAGGUGAAUUGAAUAACUUGAUGGACUCUGAGCAAUAUGUGAAAUUCUGUGAGGAAGAAGAUGCUAAGCAUUGAAAAAUUAUGCAGAUGAUGUUGAGGGAAUUGUUCGGUUAAGAGUUUAAUCACUUUUCCGGUUAAGCUUGGGCAUAAUAACAAGUACCUUCUGGUAUUAUCAGCUUUUAUUUUACAAUUAAACAGUGUUGUGCUUCUUUCAGGGAUAUUGUUUAAUUUCUUUCAAAGGAGGCCUUUCGCUUCCGUUUGUUAUUCGAAUGUGUUGGGCUCA